This is a messenger RNA of Helianthus annuus (common sunflower), 1593 nucleotides long. RefSeq names its product protein IQ-DOMAIN 31. The transcript is spliced from 7 exons. Gene Ontology annotation, molecular function: protein binding. Lineage: Eukaryota; Viridiplantae; Streptophyta; Magnoliopsida; Asterales; Asteraceae. The record is from RefSeq and is a predicted model, not a curated record. The coding region runs from base 192 to 1334 and encodes 380 amino acids.
GUCGGUAAGGAUGCAUGUGAUUCCUCAUUCUCUCAUUCAUAUGAAUCCUCCUGCAUAUUAUCACUCCAAAUUUUCAUCAACUCAAAAGCUAGACCUCAACAUUUUAAGAUCAUAAUUCACCUUCUCUUUCAAUCUUCAUACACAUCUAUGUAUGUGGCACAAGUAAGUAAGAUUGAAUAAAGACUACAAACAUGGGUGUAUCUGGAAAGUGGAUUAAAACACUCCUUGGUAUUAAGAAAACCGAAAAGUCAGAUGAUAAUGAAACUAGAACGUUGAGCUUCGGAAAGCUUCGGCACAGGAGAAGGAAUUCUGUAGAAAUCAAUAACAAUAUUUUUCGUGCUGGAUUGGUUGAAGGUGGGCAUAGCAAUGCUGAUCCAUAUAUUACCAAUUUACCCUCCACUUCAAACAAAAUGCAAGAUCCAUCGCAAACCAGAGAAGAAUGGGCAGCUAUACGAAUCCAAACUGCCUUUCGAGGAAUUUUGGCUAGGCGGGCCCUCAGAGCUUUAAAAGGGUUGGUGAGACUACAAGCUCUUGUGAGGGGGCAUGCUGUGAGAAAACAAGCUGCACUAACUCUUCGUUGUAUGCAAGCAUUAGUCAGGGUUCAGGCCCGUGUUAAGGCUAGGCGUGUUUGCCUUUCGUUAGAUCAAUCAAGCCAUCAACAACAGCUUCAAAACGAGGCCCAUGUUCAAGAAACUGAGGUAGGAUGGUGCGAUAGUGUUGGUUCAGUUGAAGAAAUCCAAGCGAAGUUGAUAAAAAGACAGGAAGCUGCUGCCAAGCGUGAGAGAGCCAUGGCGUACGCUCUUGCUCACCAGUGGCAGGCAAGAUCAAGACAACAGACAACUCAAUCUGGAUUUGAACCGGAUAAAAGUAACUGGGGUUGGAACUGGCUGGAACGAUGGAUGGCGGUCCGUCCAUGGGAAAACCGUUCUCUUGACAUUAAUAGAAGGGAUGAAAUCAAGAUUCAGGAAAAAGGAUAUGCUAAACAAGAGCAAUUACACCACAUCAAAAACCCGUUAUUCGUUACUUCAAAUCGUCAAUCAGAAUUUCCAAUGGAGAAAAUCGGGCAAUCUCAGUUUGAUGGAGUUGACUCUUUCCCUGUAAAGUCAACUAGCAUGCUGGAAUCACCUGACAUGGUGUGUGUCAAUCCAAAGUCAAACUCAUUUGUUGACUCGGUCAAUGAGCCGAGCUUGAGACCUCGUGUCGGAUCCAGACUCCACAGUAAUCAGGGAAAGAAGCAAAGUUCUUUGCCUAGUAGUGGCAAAACGGGGCAAGGACUCGGGGGUCAAAUGGCAGGUCAACACGGUAAAUCUGCCGCAAGAACAUUGAGCAUUUGACUAGCCUCUCAACUAUGCAUAGCCUCUUUGGAUCAACAAUUGCUGCAGUUUCAUGUGUUUAUAUACAUAGUAUGAUCAGAAAGGUGAAGAAAUAUCAUUGGAUUUAUUGGAAUUUUUGUAAUUAUUGCCUGUGAAUAUAUUUGUGCUAGCAAUAAUCAAUUGUUAUUAUAUAUUGAGGUACAUAGUGGGAAAUGUAGGUGUCUUGAACUGAUCUUGUUGUACAACUUUGAAAAGUUAAAAUAUGUUCUCUUUUAUGCUU